Messenger RNA from Echinostoma caproni, 864 nucleotides. NCBI's taxonomy places the organism in Eukaryota, Metazoa, Platyhelminthes, Trematoda, Plagiorchiida, Echinostomatidae. The record is from the annotation of a GenBank genome assembly.
AUGCCGCUGUCUCCUUCGAAUUCUGCUCCGCUGAACAAUCCACCACCGGCACUCCGAUUACAUCAGAUUCAUUCGAAAAUGCCUUUUGGACACACAAACUAUGUGCCGGAAGAGGAGACACGAAAUCUCCGGGCAAAUUUCCCCGAACCGGAUAUAUUACAAACAUUCAAAGAAUUGGCUGGUGCAGAUCAAAAACGUGAGGAUACGGUGGACACAAGUGAACCACUCUUGUUGAGCAAAGAGGUCACCAUGGAGUAUUGUCAGGAUUUGUCAACUAAUUCCCUGUCACAUCCAGAUUAUCGAAAAUUAGCCUGGCACAAUACACAGGGGGACUAUGAGGAUUCUGUGGAUUUUAGCAAACGAACUAAAGUGAAAAAAGUGACCAGUCCAACCUCGUAUUAUUUGGGCGAGAAAAAAUCCUCCUCACCUUCGGAAAUUUCUACUCCACAACUGGAAUCACGAUAUCGAUUUGGGAAUGCAAUUCCGUUCUGUUUAAAUCCACAAGCGGCCUAUCUCAUUCAGCAUGCCACAAUUAUGGGUCAACGAAAACGAGUUGUUCGGGAGCUGGGAACCAGUGUGGUCUAUCUGAAUGAUCGAAACCAUUUCCGAACGUUAGAGCAUCAUUUGAAAGCACGCUGGGAACGUAGGGGUGAUUUGGAGCACAAAAUUCGCGCCAGUAUUGAAUAUCAGAAGUCCAGGAAUGCAACGCGGGAUGUGGUUAGAGAUCUGUUGCCAUCGAUUCAGAGAUAUACUACCGAAGAAAACAGAGGGUCUAAACAGAGUAAAAAGAGUGCCGAGAAAUUUCCCGAUUAUUUGCCAGAUGUUCAUCAGUCAGACCUUAAAUCACAGAAAUCGAAAGAGUAA